Amborella trichopoda is the source of this 1603-nucleotide messenger RNA. RefSeq names its product RING/U-box superfamily protein (gene SDIR1). Gene Ontology annotation, molecular function: ubiquitin protein ligase activity. Gene Ontology annotation, biological process: ubiquitin-dependent protein catabolic process; protein ubiquitination. NCBI's taxonomy places the organism in Eukaryota, Viridiplantae, Streptophyta, Magnoliopsida, Amborellales, Amborellaceae. The record is from RefSeq and is a predicted model, not a curated record.
ACGGCAUUUUCAUUGCGAGUUAUGACCAACCCGGAUUCUUGCUGAAUUGUUGCCUGAACUUGCCGAAAAUUUGCCGAAAUUAUGAAAUCCACGAGCACCAUCAAAGAUAGCGGAUUCGGUCGACGUCAAAUUUCGUCACCUGCUUGUAGAAUACCAAAAUUUGACACGCUUUUGGACUCCCUUUAUUAUCCGAUGGAUAAGAUGAAACCGAUGAAACCGCGUCGACUCGUUCUCCCGCGAAGUUGACGCUUCUCCCUCUCCGCUCUCAAACCUUUGACCCCUCAGUCAUCUCAGGCUCCUCCUGAACUUAGGGUUUCAAAAUUAGGGUUUGUUUCUGUUCAUUUUUAUUCAAGAUUUGGGUUUUCUAAUGUUAAUUUAUCCGAAGAAGUGAUCGUGGUUCCUCAAGUGUGAUCUGAUUCCACUUCGGCUCUAGUAUCUGACUUUGCUGAGUUAUUUGUAUGUUUUGAAAAGGAGCAUCAAAUUACUUUGUAUCUUUAUUACACGGGAGUUUCUUCUUGGCUGUCCCAUUAUGAGUUUUGUUUUCCGUGGGACUCGUGGAGACAUAGAAAAUGGCUUUUCUGGAUUCAUACCUGAAAGGCGUGCUGUGCGUAUACAUACAGGACGGCCAGUUCACACAAACUCAAUGGCAUUCCUUGUUACAGCAGUUCUUUUGCUAUUCAUGAUUUUAAAUUCACAUCAAAUGUCACCAAACUUCCUGCUUUGGCUUGGAUUGGGUGUUUUCUUAAUGGCGACAAGCCUUAGGAUGUAUGCAGUUUGUCAGCAACUCCAAGCUCAUGCUCAAGCUCAUGCUGCAGCAACAGCCAGCGGUCUAGUUGGCACUGAGUUGCGGUUGCAUAUGCCACCAUCGAUAGCAUUUGCAACGAGGGGGCGACUCCAAGGCCUUAGACUUCAACUUGCUCUGCUUGAUCGUGAGUUUGAUGACCUAGACUAUGAGACACUGAGAGCACUGGAUUCAGAUAAUUCUCCUAGUGCUCCCUCGAUGAGUGAGGAAGAGAUUAAUGCCCUCCCUGUACACAAGUAUAAAGGCCAAUCUCAUCAGGUCCCUUUGAAUGGUCCUCGAAGUGAAGGUUCGUUGAUGCAGCAGGCUCCAUCAUCUUCAGUCACCAAUGAGAAAAAGCAAGAGAUUGCAAAAUCUGAGGGUACUUCAAAAGCAGUAGAAGAAGAAUUGACGUGCAGUGUUUGCUUAGAGCAAGUCAUUGUCGGUGAGGUAAUUCGUAGCUUGCCCUGCUUGCAUCAGUUUCAUGCAAGUUGCAUCGAUCCAUGGCUACGGCAACAGGGUACUUGCCCAGUCUGUAAAUUUAGAGCUGGUUCCGGUUGGCAAGAACCUGGGGAAAACGAACUCGGGGGCUCUUAUAUGGUGUGAUUUCAUGCUUCAUCCUUAUAUAUAUUACUGUCCCUUGCUCAAUUUGGGGGAAUCUCCACAUAAUACAUGUAUACGGAUGUGCAUUGUUUUAACAUAAAGUUUAAUUUCCAACAUAUUGUGAAACAAAUCUGUGCUUUGGUUAUUUGUCACUAUCACUUAUUCUAACAUAUAGCUUCUUCUUCUCUUAAAUCUUUUUAUACGAGAAAAACCUUUUUUUUG